CACACGCACAUUCACGGAGCUGGCGCGCAGCGCAGUGGCGCCCAUCCUCUCUCUCAGUGCGACUCCUCCGAGGGAUCAGGAGUAGACUAAGUCAAACUUCCAGCAGCUUAAGAUUUGUGCGCAACCUUUGAAGGAUCGAAGUCGUCAAGACAAGGCGAUGAAAACAUGGGAUCUCAUCUCAGCAGAGUCGAGGGGAGUCUAACACACUAACAGAACAGGUGUCGUUGGCGAUGUUGCCAUGUGCCAGCUGCCAUCUUCUCCUAUGCUUCUUCACUCAGAACUGAUGUCCAGAUGGUGUGCCCCUCCAUGUGCGGUCCAGUUCAGCUCUCCCUGACCGUUUCAUGGGCCACCAACCGACCCAAGCACCCACGGCCGUUGCUUGACUCAGCCCUGCUGCGCUCUGUACACCUCGUUCUUAACCCCUCACCCCUAACCUCAACCCUCAGCCCCUCACUUCCCUCACUCUCUGUCAAGCCUGUCCUCACAUUUUGACAAUCCUCAGCCUUCCCUGAGCCCAACAUGGUGGCCCGCAUUCCCGCUUUAGCGUUGGUCAUGAUGUGUCAAGGCGUCUUGCUCUCAGACCCACCUCAGCCACGCCGAGAGAUACGCAUCGAGGGCGACCUGGUGCUCGGCGGCCUGUUCCCAGUGCACGAGAAAGGUGCUGGGAUGGAGGAGUGUGGCCGUGUGAAUGAGGACAGAGGGAUCCAGAGGCUGGAGGCCAUGCUGUUUGCCAUAGACAGAAUCAACAUGGACAACACUUUACUGCCAGGGGUCUCCCUUGGGGUCCACAUCCUUGACACCUGCUCCAGAGAUACGUACGCACUGGAGCAGGCUCUGGAGUUUGUAAGAGCCUCCCUCACCAAGGUGGACGACACAGAGUUUAUCUGUCCAGAUGGAUCUUACGCUCUGCAGGAUGACAGCCCGCUUGCAAUCGCAGGAGUCAUUGGAGGAUCCUUCAGCAGCGUCUCUAUACAGGUUGCCAAUCUUCUCAGGCUCUUUCAGAUCCCUCAGAUAAGCUAUGCUUCAACGAGUGCCAAGCUAAGCGAUAAGACACGCUACGAUUACUUCGCUCGCACCGUGCCCCCCGACUUUUACCAGGCCAAAGCUAUGGCAGAGAUUCUGCGUUCCUUCAACUGGACAUAUGUGUCCACCGUGGCAUCGGAGGGGGAUUACGGUGAAACUGGUAUAGAGGCCUUUGAACAAGAGGCCCGCAUGAGGAACAUCUGUAUUGCCACUUCAGAGAAGGUGGGGCGUUCUAACGCGAAGAAGUCCUAUGAAGCUGUGAUCCGCCAGCUUCUCCAGAAACCAAAUGCCCGUGUUGCCGUCCUGUUCCUUCGUAGUGACGAUGCCAGAGAGCUGCUGGCAGCUGCUGCUCGGCUAAACACCUCCUUCAUCUGGGUGGCCAGCGACGGCUGGGGUGCACAGGAAAGCAUUGUCAAGGGAAAUGAGGUCACUGCUGAAGGAGCCAUCACACUCGAGCUGGCAGCCAAUCCCAUUUCAGAAUUCAACCGCUACUUUCUCAGUCUGAACCCUGUCAAAAACCAUCGUAAUCCCUGGUACAAGGAAUUCUGGGAGCAGCGGUUCCAGUGCUCCUUGGGGUCAGUAAAUGUGGGACUGGGAGAGACACCUCCCCCACCAUGUGACAAGGAUUUGUCAAUGGACAAGAGUUCCUUUGAACCAGAGUCCAAGAUCAUGUUUGUGGUGAACGCGGUGUAUGCCAUGGCUCAUGCCCUUCAUAAUAUGCAACGGAGCCUCUGCUUCAACACCACCAAGCUGUGUGACAGCAUGAAGGCUUUGGACGGGCGCAGACUCUACAGGGAUUACAUCCUUAAUGUCAGUUUCACAGCGCCUUUCUCUCCUCCUGGCAGCGAGACAGUAGUGAAGUUUGAUUCCCAGGGGGACGGCAUGGGCCGAUACAACAUCUUCAGCUACCAGCGCUCUGGUGAUCGUUAUGUUUACGUGCCAGUGGGCGAAUGGGCAGAGAGCCUGAGUCUGAGCAGCGAUCUGAUUCGUUGGCCCAGAGAAGUGGUGCCCACCUCACAGUGCAGCGACCCCUGUGAACGCAACGAGAUGAAGAAAAUGCAGGCAGGUGAGUACUGCUGCUGGAUCUGCACAGCCUGUGAGCCUCAUGAAUACCUGGCUGAUGAGUUCACCUGCUCGCCCUGCGCUCCUGGCCAGUGGCCCACUGAUGACCUGACCUCCUGCUAUGACCUUCCUGAGGACUAUAUUAUGUGGGAAGAUGCCUGGGCCAUUGGUCCAAUUACCAUUGCCUGUGUAGGGUUCAUGUGCACCGGCCUGGUGUUUUGGGUGUUUAUCAGACACAACAACACACCGCUGGUGAAAGCAUCAGGCAGAGAGCUGUGUUACAUCCUCCUCUCGGGAGUCUUCAUGUCCUACGCCAUGACUUUCCUCUUUUUGGCCAAACCCUCUCCUGCCAUCUGUGCCCUGCGGCGCCUCGGCCUGGGCACAUCAUUUGCUGUCUGCUACUCCGCCCUCCUCACCAAAACCAACAGAAUCGCCAGGAUUUUCAAUGGCGUGAAAGACGGAGCGGGUGCAGUAAGGCCACGCUUCAUUAGUCCAUCCUCUCAGGUUUUCAUCUGUCUGAGCCUGAUCUCCGUCCAGUUAGUGAUGGUGUCAGUGUGGCUGUUGCUGGAGGUUCCCGGGACGCGGCGCUUCACGUUACCAGAGCGACGGCAGACUGUCAUCCUCAAGUGUAACGUACGCGACUCCAGCAUGCUGCUGUCGCUGGGAUAUGAUGUGCUCCUGGUCAUCCUGUGUACUGUGUAUGCCUUCAAGACCAGGAAGUGCCCUGAGAACUUCAAUGAGGCCAAGUUUAUCGGAUUCACCAUGUACACCACCUGUAUAAUUUGGCUGGCCUUUCUUCCCAUCUUCUACGUUACAUCUAGUGACUACAGGGUUCAGACCACUACCAUGUGCAUCUCAGUCAGCCUGAGUGGCUUCGUGGUCCUCGGCUGUAUGUUCGCUCCCAAGGUCCAUAUCAUCAUGUUCCAGCCCCAGAAGAAUGUGACCAGCCACAGGCUUAAUCUCAAUCGCUUCAGUGUCAGUGGGGCUGCAACCACAUACGCAUCUCAUGCUUCUGUCAGCGCCCACUACGUCCCGACUGUGUGCAACGGCAGAGAAAUUGUCGACUCCACCACUUCCUCUCUGUGACCACAUCCAGUCCACUCUCUAAAUCAGCCCCUGCGACUGUUAGCCAAUUGAUGAACAUUAUCCCCGUCGACUUAUCCUUUCCCCGCCUCAUACGCACACUGUACAAACUCACACACGUUAACAUUACCAAACGAUAUGUACACACACACACACACACACACACACACACACACACACACACACACACACACACACACACACACACACACACACACACAAACAAACACCUUCCUUGUGGACUAGAACUGUAUCGUUUCACAAAUGUAGAAAUUGUGUAACUAUAAUUAAAUUAUUUUCUAGGGAUGUAUAUACAUGGAAUCGACAUUGUUGUAUGUAGAGAAACAAAAGAACAAAAAAAGUUUUUAGGAGGAAUUUUUGGAGCCUUUGUUUUUGAUAGCUUUGUUAUGAUGCUGUGUAAAUAGACAUGCGCUUAAUCAUGGUAGGAGGGGCUGUGUCCCUUAGUCCUGAUGCACAUUUGUGGCUCUGCUUGCCUCACCUGCAAUAUCCCACAGACUUUUUAUUCUCAUGCUUUUUUGUAGGUCUCAUUGUAAUAACCGAUUAUGUAUGCAUUUCUAUUGUGUAUCUGUACAUUUGUAUAUUAUACUACUGAUGGUUCAAACAGCACAAUGUUGACAGUCUUGUAACCCCAGAAUGAAUGUGGACAAAAGCAUAAACUGGACAGGCUAGAACAGCUGGAAUGGACAUGUACAAAAAACAACAACAACAAAAGAAAAUCCAUCAACACCCAUUGACAAUUUUCAGUUUGAGAAUUAAACUACUCACAUCAUGACAGAUGUGUUUUACAUCCUAGAUCUGUAUAAGAACCUAUUGUGGCUGUUUUUGCAGGAAAAGAUGUUUUGCCUUUGAUACAAAUGUUCAUUUUUUUCUAUUUCUAAUCAUGAAAUCCCUUUAUCUAAAUGGCCAUAGUUCCACACGUGUUCACCAAAGCAACAGUGUUUCACUCCCACUCUUAUGCUGCUGCUUCUUUGAAGGAUUGCUGUAAUGGAUUGCUAAUAAUAACUAAUAGCAGGGCUGAAAAAAUAAAGUGCAACAAAUGCAUUUCUUUUGCCUCGAAACUGUGGAUGCAAACGGUGCUGCUGCGGUUCUGUCAACAAAAACAAAUCAGUGUCUCACCCAGGAAUUAUGAACUUUAAGUAACCACAUGACUCAAACACUAAUGGAGGAAAAUAGUCUGCUUUGCUGAACACGUGUUGGAUUUUUCCAACUACAGGGGAGUGGUAGCUUAUGUUUUUGUGCCCCAUAGAUACAGUAUGUGGUGAUGUUUUGAAUAUGGCUAUGUGCCUUAAUGUAUGUUUGAUAGAGCUCCAGGUAGAGGUUGUAAGAGAUCAGUUUUGCGUUACCAGCUGCAAAUCCUUGUUUGGUAAAUGUAAAAGUGGACUCAGUAUAGAGUACAUGCUUCAGGGCAACACUAUGCCAGUUAGUUUUAUUCCCUACCAAGCCUUCUACCAUUGAUUGUUUACCUGAUGUAUUGGAACAGUGACUCUGCAGCAUCCCUAGGUUAAAAUGACUUUCUCUACCGCCCUUCUUUCUCCAGUCUGUUAUUAAAAAGGUGAAAUGGAUAUUUCUGAUAUACACCCAUCAAACUCAUUUUACUUUUUACAGCUUAGCAGCUCCAAUAAAAGAAGGGAAGGGAAGAGAAGCUCAUAUACCAUUAAGAUGAAGUCACUGACUCGCUGACUUAUUGAAGUGUGCAGUUUACAUGUCUGUGUUAAAUGUGUUGACGUUGAGAGGCACAGUGGAGCAGCUGGCUUUGGCAGUCCCAGAGAGGCUCACGAGAGGAAGCAGAGCACACAAUGUCAGCUGCUGGCAGAUCCCAGCUAACAACAGAAUGUUAGAGCAGAACUCAUAUGCAUAACAUAAAUAAAAUUUAUAAAAACAUCAAUACACAUCAAACUCUCCGUUUGUGGCAGAAAAUAUUGCAGACUCUGCUGGAUGACAAUAAUGAGGGGGUGGAAUAAAUGAUGAAAAAAAACAUGAAAAAAGCUGUUCUAAGAAUAUUUAAAUAGCCUAAUUAGCGGACUAAUUUAGCAUUUUUCAUUUUAAAAAGAAGACAUGCAAUAAUUUAUUGCAUUUAGGAUGUUAGUAAUUUUUUAAUAAACUGAUCUUCAAUGUUUACGUAUAAUAUGCUGUCUAAAAUAAAGUGUGACUGUUACAUUUGAUGUUUUCAGCAAAAGAUGUGAUCAGAAUCACUUACUUGCUUCCCCAGACGAGCAUUUUAAUUCUAUUUUCUCCGUGUUAAAAUUCAGUAGAUACGGACAGAUCUGUUGAACAUUCAUCCCUUGACUGGUCUACACCUUUGCACAGCCACUCUCCAACAGCACCCUGUGAUUAUCACACUGAAUGAUGGAUUGAAAGAAUUUCAGUGGAUGCGCCAAGAUGAGCCGACCUACAUUGGGGCGUGUGUGUUAGGUGCAGAGAGCAGCAGGAGUGAGCGAUGUGGCAGAGCAGAGGGAAGCUGCUGCUGGAUUAUGUAAAGCACUCCCACAGCCCAGAAGUCACAGCGCUGCUAUGGAAGCUCAAAGCAUCUCAGAGAUUCACUGUCUUUGUUAGAAGAAGGCUUAGCCAUUCACUCAGUGGUCCUGCUCCCACAAGAUACACCCUGCAUGGCAGGUUGCUAUGGACAACCACCACCACAUCCGCUGCUGGAAUGUCUAUUUGUCUGCAUGAAGAGAAGGGUGGGAGGAGGGGUGAGGAGUGGCCGAGAGAAGAGGAAUAGAAAGAGGAAAAAACGGAUAGCUGGUCUUGAUUCAAAUUGGCAGUGACUGAUGAGAUUCGGCUCUGCAAGGCCCCUGUACUCUAGUCCUGGCUUUUAAUGGCCACACAAAUAGAGCACUUAACCCUGAUUCUCCUCUCAUUUAGUCUGGGGACUAGACUCGAACAAGAGUCCCAUACUCUUCCUCUGACCCUCUCUCUCACAACCCGUCUCACCCCUUCGACCUUUCCCUCACCAGCUUUGUCCACCUCAGCUCUACUCCAAUGUGUGAAACUUGCAACGGCCGGUCUCAGCCAAGACCACCUAAGCCAGACCGACAGAGUGGAAGCCCACACUUGAACUGAGGCACUUAGAUCCGGGUGCCCAGUGCAGCACAUGCCAUCUAGGCGGCCUUGAGGAGGUUGGAACAGGGAUAAGGGGAUGUCAGAUAAAGGAUUUGGAGACUGUGUGGGAAAAUGAAAUUGGAGUUUAGAUGUGAAGAAAAUGCGUCACUUUAAAAACGCAUCACCUUUUCUGAGUUAUGAGCCUACGUAUCCGGUAACUCUCACUGGAAGCUUCCUUAAUUGGCUUUAUUCUUGGUUAUCCUUUUCAAACUGCCAUCCACUAUACAGACAUUGCUCCUCUAUUCAGCCUCUGCCAACUGCCAUGUGCUCUCCAAAGGUCUCUGUGCUAUAGCCCCCGCUAUACAACAGAAUGUGUCCUUGGCCUCUCGGCUUUGAAACAACACAAGAUCUCUGCAGGCGAAAUGAACCCGAGGUCAAGCUGAACUCUGGAACUGGCCUAUCACAAAGCAAUAGUUCCAUGUUUAAUGAUAUGUGCAAUAAAGAGGCUGUGAUGACAUCAUAAUAAAUAACAACAAGCAAAGA
Messenger RNA from Amphiprion ocellaris (clown anemonefish), 6771 nucleotides. RefSeq names its product glutamate receptor, metabotropic 3 (gene grm3). Gene Ontology annotation, biological process: G protein-coupled glutamate receptor signaling pathway; regulation of synaptic transmission, glutamatergic. Gene Ontology annotation, molecular function: group II metabotropic glutamate receptor activity. The record is from RefSeq and is a predicted model, not a curated record. Gene Ontology annotation, cellular component: membrane. The coding region runs from base 520 to 3171 and encodes 883 amino acids. NCBI's taxonomy places the organism in Eukaryota, Metazoa, Chordata, Actinopteri, Pomacentridae. The transcript is spliced from 14 exons.